GGGAGAAUUAGAGAAGACUGGAAAUCUGAUUAACACCAGAGAGAGACCAGACUCUCACUCUGACAGUGGGAAGACUCCUUCAGGAGAAUCAGAGCCAGAGACGUCCAAACCAGCGAGACAACACCACUGCUCUCAGUGUGGAAAGACAUAUACCAGGUUAUGGAACCUGAAAAGGCAUGAGAGAACACACACAGGAGAAAAUCCUUUCAAAUGCUGCCAGUGUGGAAUGUGUUUUACCCGGUUAGGGUACCUUAAAGACCAUAAGAGAACACACACAGGAGAGAAGCCUUACCACUGCUCUCAGUGUGGGAAGAGUUGCACCCAGUUAGGGAAUUUGAGAACGCAUGAGAGAAUACACACAGGAGAGAAGCUUAACCAAUGCACUAAUUGUAGAAAGAGAUUUUCCUCUUCCGAAUACCUGAAAAUACAUAAGAGAAUACAUUCGGGCGAGACACUUUAUAACUGUUCUCAGUGUGCAAAGAGUUUUACCCGAUUAGGGUCCCUGAAACGACAUGAGAGAACACACACAGGGAAAAAGUCUUUCCACUGCUCCCUGUGUGGAAAGUGUUUUACUGAGUUAGGUAACCUGAAAAAACAUGAGAGGACACACUCAGGAGAAAAGUCGAGUUUUUCCUCAUUGGAUUAUCUGAACUCUGGAGUACCACCUUACCAGUGCUCAGACUGUGGGAAGAGAUUUAGCCGAUUAAACCACCUGAGACGGCAUGGGAGAACACACUCAGGAGAGAAGCCCUAUCAAUGCUCCCAGUGUGGAAAGAGUUUUACCCAAGUUGCACACUUGAAAUACCAUAAAAGAACACACACGGGAGAAAAACCUUACCAUUGCUCCCAGUGUGGAAAGAUUUUCACCAUGUCAUGUAACCUGAAAAAACAUGAGAGAAUACACUCAGGAGACAAGCCUUAUCAAUGCUCUCAGUGUGGAAAAACGUUUACCCAGCUAGGGGACAUGAAAAAACAUAAGAGAAUACACACAGGAGAAAAACCCUACCACUGCUCACACUGUGAAAAGAGAUUUACCUCAUCAGGGGACCUGAAAAAGCAUAAGAGGACACACACAGGAGAAAAACCUUACCAUUGCUCCCAGUGUGGAAAGAGUUUCUCAGAGUCAAGUAACAUGAAACAACAUGAGAGAAUACACUCAGGAGAGAAGCCCUACCACUGUUCCCACUGUGAAAAGAGUUUUACCUCAUCCGGGACCUUGAAAUAUCAUGAGCUAACACACUCUGCAAUGAAGCGUUUCCAGGGUGCUCAUUGUGAAAGGAGUUUUAAGAAGUUAGGGAAACUGAAGCAGCAUGAGAAAAUACACACUAGGGAGCAGCCUUUUGGAACUGCUCCCACUGUGGAAUGACAUGUACCUGGUUAAGGCAACUGAAAUUACAUGAAAGAAUCCACACCGGAGAGAAACCUUACCAAUGCUUCCAGUGUGGAAAGAUAUUUACCCAGUUAGGGAAAGACCAUGAGGUAACACACACAAGGGAGAUUCCUUACCACUGCUCAUAUUGUGGAAACAAAUUCUUCACAUCACAUGGACACAAAGUGCAUCAGGGUGCACACAUACGGCUCCCACUCUGCUCACAACAUUGACACAGAUAC
This is a messenger RNA of Salvelinus namaycush (lake trout), 1611 nucleotides long. RefSeq names its product zinc finger protein 239-like. Gene Ontology annotation, molecular function: DNA-binding transcription factor activity, RNA polymerase II-specific; RNA polymerase II cis-regulatory region sequence-specific DNA binding. Gene Ontology annotation, biological process: regulation of transcription by RNA polymerase II. The transcript has 2 exons. The record is from RefSeq and is a predicted model, not a curated record. The coding region runs from base 227 to 1366 and encodes 379 amino acids. NCBI's taxonomy places the organism in Eukaryota, Metazoa, Chordata, Actinopteri, Salmoniformes, Salmonidae.